This is a messenger RNA of Xenopus tropicalis (tropical clawed frog), 4672 nucleotides long. It is a transcript of the gene cd109.3, whose product is annotated as CD109 antigen gene 3. Gene Ontology annotation, cellular component: extracellular region. The coding region runs from base 45 to 3107 and encodes 1020 amino acids. Gene Ontology annotation, molecular function: endopeptidase inhibitor activity. The transcript is spliced from 23 exons. Lineage: Eukaryota; Metazoa; Chordata; Amphibia; Anura; Pipidae. The record is from RefSeq and is a predicted model, not a curated record.
UCCAGAUCCAAAGACCAGAUGAUUUGCCUUUAACACAAGAAGAAAUGAAUACAAACGUUUUAAUUACAAUUAGUAAACUCUACAGCGACUAUCUUAUAAAUACAAGGAAUUACAGCAUGUCAGAAUCUGGAAUUAUAAAUAUUGAAAUUCCAUUUUCUGAUUAUCUAACAUAUAACUCUGAUUCUACUGUUGCUAUUAAGGCCACUUAUAAAGGCUCUACUCAAAGCUGGCACAUGUACACUCCUUACUUCUGGUAUUGGAACCCUUCAAUUUACAUGAAAGUGCCAGACACACCUAUGCAGACUGGAAUUCCAUUUACCAUAAGUGUUGGAACUGUCCCAGAAGUUCAGAAUGUGUAUUAUGUGGUAAUGGGGGGAGGAGUAAUCGUAGCAGCUGGAAAGACGAGCAACUCCUCAUUUACUCUCACUGCUGAAACCUCAUGGCUUCCCUCUGUGGAAGUCACGUCUUAUUUUGUUAAUCCUAAAACCAGUUUUGGUAAUGACAUUGGCCUUUCUACUAAGAUAUUUUACAUCAAGGGCAACAAGGUUAAGGUUGCUUUGUCAUGGAGUAAAAGCAAAGCAAAGCCUUCAGAACAUGUAUCUCUGACAAUCAGCAAUAUCACUAAAACUCCUGCUAUUGUGGGCCUGAAAGUGGCUGAUAUAAAUGACAAACUGUCAGGAAAUACAAACAGUCUAGCUGCCAAAGUGGAGAAUAGAUAUUUUCUGAGUUAUUACUCCCACCAUUCUGAUGGCUACAUCAGCUAUUCCAACUACAGACUAGAAAUAUAUAGUGAAUUUCAAAAUAAUGAUCCAAUAAACCAGCCUGUGAAUUAUCAACCUCAUAUUUCUGAGACCUGGAUCUGGUUAAAAACCCAUAUCAGCUCUGGAGCAAAUUCUAGCCUGCAAGUAACUGUACCUCAUAAAUUUAUGACUUGGGUGGCCAGUGCCUUUGUGAUAUCAGAAGGACUUGGUCUGGGAGUGUCAGAGCAAUAUCCUGAGCUUGAAGCUUUCCAGCCUCUUCUUCUGACCCUGAAUGCUCCCAGGACUGUAAUCAGAGGUGAAAAUUUUAUUUUAAAAGUUACCCUGGAGACCUACAUAGCAACAGACUUUCAGGCGACCUUGAAAUUGGAACCUAGUAGCUCCUUUGAAAUAAUUAUUCCAGAUAACAAUACAAAUAGUGUACCAGGACAAAGAAGUGUCUUCAUACAAAGUAAUGGAUCAAAGGAGGUGCUAUUUCCUAUAAAUCCUACGAAACUUGGUGAGAUGUCUCUCACUGUACAAGCCAACGCUCUGGGAUUUUCAGAUUCUGCAACCCAAACAGUAUUAGUAAAGGCUGAAGGCAUACAGCACGUUUAUUCCAGCAGUGUUAUUUUAAAAGCUGGAGCUCAUGCAAAAAAAUUAUCAUUCACUUUUCCUGUUGAUGUGGUAGUCGACACCAAACAAGCAUCUCUCAGCAUUACUGGAAACUUCCUUGCACCAUCAAUUAAAGGUCUUGAAUCACUGAUUCAGUUGCCCACUGGUUGUGGAGAACAAAACAUGAUUCACUUUGCUCCAGUCAUUUAUAGUUUACAAUAUUUAAUAGCAACUAACCAGAUAACUGAAGAUUUUAGAACAAAAGCCAUUCGUUUCAUGGAAAAAGGUUACCAAACAGAAUUAAAUUACUGGAGAUCUGGUGGUUCAUUCAGUGCUUUUGGAAGCAGGGAUUAUUCUAAGAGUACUUGGCUUUCUGCAUUUGUUCUAAGAUGUUUACUCCAAGCUCGUCAAUUUAUUAGCAUAAGCGAAGAAGUAUUAUAUAGAACAAAGGAAUGGUUAUUUCAGAACCUGGAUGAAAAAACAGGCAUUUUCAAAGAACCUGGACAAAUUUUAAAUACUCGCCUUCAGGGUGGAUCAAAUGGUGUCAUUGCCCACAAUGCAUACAUACUGAUAGCUAUGUUGGAAGAUGAAGGUAACAAUAAUGUUACAUACAGAAUGAAUAAAACAAUACAAUACCUUGAGAACAAGACAGAAGAAGGUAUUACCAGUAACUACACUUUAUCAAUUGUGGCCUAUGCUUUAUCAGUGGCCAAUAGCUCCAAGGCAACAGCAGCACUCACUCAGCUUAACUCAAGGGCAAACAGUACUGGGUUGCAAAGGUAUUGGUCUUCUGGAAUUGACCUAUCAAACGACUGGCAGCCCCUUUCUGCAGAUAUUGAGACAGCUGCUUAUGCACUGCUCUCCCACUGCCAGCAAAACAGGAUUGCUGAAGGCGUUCCUAUCAUGAAUUGGCUGAGCCAGCACAGGAAUCACCUUGGGGGAUAUUCUUCUACCCAGGAUACCGUUAUGGCUCUCCUGGCUUUAACCAAGUUUAUGACAUUGGUUCCAACUUCUAACAAUACUUCUCUGACUGUGUCAGUUACUGAUUCAGGAUCUAUUGUACCAAAUACAUUUAACAUCACAAAUGAAAAUCUUCUGGUUGUACAAAGUCAGCAGAUUUAUGCACUCGAGCCAUUGGAACUGGUUGUUUCUGCAGCUGGCGAAGGAGCAGCUCUUUUGCAGCUAAAUGUUGUUUACAACAGUAAAGGUGAAGCAGUUCCUUCAGAGGUAUUUAAGCUGAGUGCAACAGUAGAUGACAGUGAUAGCCAUAACCGGAUAUCAGUCAAUGUAUGCUCAAGCUAUCAAGGCCCAGAGAAAGAAACCGGCAUGAUUCUUUGGGAGGUUGAUAUACUUAGUGGAUUCAAACUGGACCCCGUUGGUAGAAAUUUAAAUGACCCUCUUAAACUAGUGGAAACAAAAGAUGAGAAAGUGUUCCUGUACUUCGACUCUAUGAACGCAAUUGAGAAUUGUGUAGCUGUUCCUAUGGUUCGUACAUCGAUGGUUGUAGGUUCCCAAGCAGCACUAAUCACAAUCUUAGAUUAUUAUAAUCCAGAAAUCCGUACAACAAGAAUUUACAAUUCAGAUAAACUAAGUAAAGCCACAGUUUGUGAAUUCUGUGGACUGAAUUGCAACAAUUGUAUAUCCAAUGUCACAACAUCUACGAAUACAACUGAACAGGUCUCGAAUAGCAGCGCUACUGCACCAAAACUUGCCAUGCUUUGGUUCUGCGUGAUCUGCAUGUGGAAUAUUCUCUAGCCAUGAUAUUUAGAUACAGUUUUACUUAAAAUAUUCUUUGUAUUCUUGCUUUAUGUUCAGCCUUUUAAUGCUACUUUUCUCCUCCUAAUGAUCUGAAUUUUAAGUAAUCAUAUCUUAUAACAACAAGUUUAGUGUAACCCAGCUUUAUAUCAGGCCAGAUAAUUGCAGAGCUGUAUUAAUCAAAACUAAUUACAUAUUGUUGAUAGGUUCUUAUUAGAUAAAUCAUUAUAAAUUAAUUCUUCUAUUAGAAAUUGUCAUUUUUUUUAAAUCUAUUUUUUCUCACUAACUUUAUGGUUUUAAGAAGAAGGUCACUUGGUUAAACAGACGGAAACUGGGGAAUGCAGAAAGAAAAAAGCAGACUAUAAUCUCACUAAAAUUGAUUUUGGAAAUGAUCUUACCCUGGCAAUACUAGUCUUGUGAAAAGGGGGCACUAUUAACUCGUUCUUGCAUAAUCCCCUUCCCACUAGAGAAAGCCUUCUAAGUAAAGAAGGCUGAAAUGAGGGGCAGAUGCAAAUCCUAGUACAGGCAAUUAGUCAGGGCAGGCGGCAAACCAAAAGCCGUCCAUGAAACAUGGAGGCGGCAGACAAGCUUAAUCCAAAAUAGCAGGCCAAGGGUCAUAACUAGGGGGUCAGAAAGCAGGGGGCAAGGGGAAAGCCAGGAACUGAUUUACAGAAUUCAGGACUUCAGAAUACAGGAUCUCAGGAAUACAGGAAUUUAAGGCUUGGACAAAACAAAAGAGCUAAUGAUUCAGCACCAUGGUGUAUGGAAGAGGCAGGCUUAAAUAGCCCCUUAAUUGGCAUAGCAGGGAACAGAGACAGGGGGAAAAGCGAUUGAUAUAAACUGGCAGGCAUAAAGCACACUGCCUCCUGUGGCUCAGUCUGGAGGAAAAGCAAGCAGUACUCCUCAGGUCCCUGGUUCUAAACCAGGAAGUCCCUUACAUAUAGUAGACUGUAUAUUGGUUAUAGUAUCCAAUAUACUCUGCAGUAUAUUAUCUGGCUGUUAGAUUGCAACAUGGAUACCUACAUUGUCACCACUGAGGAAGUCCAUUCCUCAUAAUUACUUUUUGUAAACUACUUAUGAACAUCCUAAAACUCUUUUUCAACAAAUUCCCAUGGAUCAGUUCAUCAGCUUCAUGUGGGUUUCUUUCAAGUUAUAGGUAAUGGCCUUGUGGGAACGGUUUUUGCAAUGGGAUUAUGAUAAGGUCAGAAAAGUAUUGGUAUGGGGUGGAUAAAGAUAACAUGAACAAACGAUUAUUAAAAGAACUGCAACUAGUGACAUCAGUGAUAUUUUGGGUUCCAUGCUAUCAAGUAAAUGACAAGGCUGUGUUUAUAUUUUUCAUUACAAACACUAGUGAUAGUAGGUAUGUAUAUUGUAGUGGGGUUUUACUAGAGAAUCUGAUCUUAAUGGAUAAAUGAAAAACAAACAAUUUAUGUUGUUAACAUUCCAUAGUUGUCCCCGGUAUUUUGGAUCAUUUGACAUCAGAACAAUGUUAUCAAAAUUCUUUAUUAAGAUGUAAUAGAACAUAUACAGUAUAUUCAAAUAAAGAAAGCAGAUCAAGAUUUAAA